Messenger RNA from Sorex araneus (European shrew), 1302 nucleotides. RefSeq names its product cathepsin W (gene CTSW). Lineage: Eukaryota; Metazoa; Chordata; Mammalia; Eulipotyphla; Soricidae. Bases 134 to 1255 code for a protein of 373 amino acids. The transcript has 10 exons. The record is from RefSeq and is a predicted model, not a curated record. Gene Ontology annotation, molecular function: cysteine-type endopeptidase activity. Gene Ontology annotation, cellular component: lysosome.
AGCAGGCGGACGGCGGAGCUGGGCGCUGAGGGGUCCGCCCCCACCAUCACCCCGUUUCCACCGGUGGUUUCUACAGCUCCGCCCCUGAGCAGCUCAGUCCCUGAGCAGCUCAGUCUUCCUGCUCCUGCCACUGAUGCUCCAUCUCAGCGACAGCACCAUGGAGCUCACGGGCGCCCGCGCUUGCCUCCUGGCCCUGUGCCUGGCGGGCCUGGUCCCCGGCAUCCAAGGCUCCGUCCAGGGCCAGGACCCCGGGGAGCGGCCGCUGGAGCUAAAGGAGGUCUUCGCACUGUUUCAGGCACAAUAUAACCGGAGUUACCCCAGUGCCACAGAGCACGCUCGCCGCCUGGCCAUCUUUGCCCGCAACCUGGAGCGCGCUCAGCAGCUGCAGGAGGAAGCCCUGGGCACAGCCGAAUUUGGGGUGACGCCCUUCAGCGACCUCACAGAGGAGGAGUUUGGCCAGCUCUACGGGCAUCGGACGGCAGCUGCAGGGCCCCCCCAAGUUAACGCAAAGGCCGUGGCUGAAGAGUGGGGCACACCAGUGCCCCUCAGCUGUAACUGGACGAAGGCUGGUGUGAUCUCCCCCAUAAGGGAACAGAAACAGUGUAAGUGCUGCUGGGCCAUGGCGGCGGCGGACAACAUCGAGGCCCUUUGGGCCAUUGGGUAUCAGCGCAAAGUGAGCGUCUCCGUGCAGGAGCUACUCGACUGUGACCGCUGCGGGAACGGCUGCCAGGGCGGCUUCGUGUGGGACGCGUUUUACACGGUUCUCAACAACAGCGGCCUGGCCAGCGAGCACGACUACCCCUUCAAAGGGGAUCGCCAGGCGCACAGGUGCCGGGCCAGAGAGCACAGGAAGGUGGCCUGGAUCGAGGACUUCGUCAUGCUGCCCAGGAACGAGAGCAACAUGGCCUCCUACCUGGCCACCCACGGCCCCAUCACGGUGACCAUCAACAUGAAGCUCUUGCAGCUGUACACCGGGGGUGUGAUCAUGGCGACGGCCUCUGAAUGUGACCCGAGAAUGGUGGACCACGUGGUCCUGCUGGUGGGCUUUGGCAAGGGCUCAGGCCGGGCCGCCACUGCACUGCGGCCUCGCCCACGUCAAUCCCGCCCAUACUGGCUCCUGAAGAACUCCUGGGGGGACAAGUGGGGUGAGAAGGGCUACUUCCGCCUGCACCGUGGGAGCAACACCUGCGGCAUCAAAAAGUUCCCGCUUACCGCCCUGCUGCACAAGCCGAAGAGACAUUCCUGCCCGCGCUGACCCCGCCCCAAGCUGGGCUGGCACCCCGGAAACUGUUCUGCUCUGGC